Messenger RNA from Wasmannia auropunctata (little fire ant), 1054 nucleotides. It is a transcript of the gene Rpi, whose product is annotated as ribose-5-phosphate isomerase. Gene Ontology annotation, cellular component: intracellular membrane-bounded organelle. The transcript is spliced from 6 exons. Gene Ontology annotation, molecular function: ribose-5-phosphate isomerase activity. NCBI's taxonomy places the organism in Eukaryota, Metazoa, Arthropoda, Insecta, Hymenoptera, Formicidae. Gene Ontology annotation, biological process: pentose-phosphate shunt, non-oxidative branch; D-ribose metabolic process. The coding region runs from base 219 to 1001 and encodes 260 amino acids. The record is from RefSeq and is a predicted model, not a curated record.
AAGUAUUUCACAUCAAUUAAUUUGGAUAUCAAUACCGACAAAUUUGAUUAUCGUUUAAAAUUGUAUUUUAUAUACGUAUUCGCUGCGCAUAUAUACGGCUCCACACAUAUGCAUAUCACGUUGCUUCAAGAUAAUGAAGAUAAUUUAUAGAUUAUUUGUUAGAUGAUCUCAGAUAACCUUAUAUAUGGUAUACGUUUUAUACACGCUCAUGAUCCGACAUGAUCCAUUCGCUUGUUCGAAUAGUCAGAUCGCUGCACAGUGUUCCGAGAAAUUCACGGAGAAUGGAUUCGCUUGAGAACGCCAAGAAAAUUGCGGCUUACAAAGCCGUGAACGAGUACGUCCUGAAUAACACUGCCAUCGGGAUUGGCAGCGGAUCCACUAUAGUUUACGCUGUUCAGAGACUUGCCGAACGUGUUAAAAAAGAAGGUCUCAAUGUAAUCUGCAUUCCUACAUCGUUUCAAGCUCGUCAACUUAUACUAGAUAAUCAUCUUAACUUAGGUGACUUGGAAACUAAUCCACAGCUGGAUUGUGCAAUUGAUGGAGCAGAUGAAGUUGACAAAGACCUGAACCUCAUCAAAGGUGGUGGAGGAUGUUUGUUACAAGAAAAAAUUGUUGCCUCUUGUACCAAUAAAUUUGUUAUCAUAGCAGACUAUACAAAAAACUCAGUGAAACUUGGCGAACGGUACAAAAAGGGAAUUCCUAUUGAAGUGAUUCCUAUGGCGUAUGUGCCAAUUACACGUAAAAUUGAAGCUGAAUAUGGAGGAAUGGUACAAAUCAGAAUGGCUGUCGCUAAAGCUGGUCCGGUAAUAACAGAUAAUGGUAAUUUUAUUCUGGAUUGGCAUUUUCCUGAUGAUUUAAAAUAUUUGAAGAGGAUUAAUACCGAAAUAUCCCUGAUACCUGGAGUUGUAGAAACUGGUCUAUUCACAAAUAUGGCCAAGAAAGUUUUCUUUGGUAUGCCGGAUGGCAGUGUAAAGGAACGAAGCAUAGUUAGUUUCGAUUGAAACAUUGAAUGUUGCGAAUUACAUUUUAUCAUCGUUGAGCAACUGUUUAAGUA